This is a messenger RNA of Truncatella angustata, 1761 nucleotides long. RefSeq lists its product as uncharacterized. The transcript has 2 exons. Gene Ontology annotation, biological process: cellular response to glucose starvation; protein catabolic process in the vacuole. Lineage: Eukaryota; Fungi; Ascomycota; Sordariomycetes; Amphisphaeriales; Sporocadaceae. The coding region runs from base 1 to 1761 and encodes 586 amino acids. The record is from RefSeq and is a predicted model, not a curated record.
AUGGCCGUUGUUCUUUCGUCCGAGGAUAGUGGCUUCUUUACCUCCUCGUCUCUUAAGCGGUCGCAUUCACAAUCGCAUUUUGGUAAACAACCCUCUGGGUUGCAUUCGUCGGCCUCAACUUCUCGACUCAACAGAUCAUAUCACGACAGCUUCCAGUCAUAUCACAUCUCCCCACCAAGUUCGAAUCCCUCCUCCGCUUCAUCGUCGCCGCAGACAUCACACGUCGACAUAGUCACCCCAUCUGACGGCUCUACACCAGCAACCACUUUUUCUCUCGACGACCAUUGGGACAGCAAACUGGAUCUUGACACUAGCGAUGAGAUUAUUCUACCCGAGUACGACAUAAACCCUUUCUUUUCUGCCGUGGAAGAUUUGGAGGCACCCACUAGUCCGCAUACUGGUGACUCGUAUCCCGUCUCUCCCGCCGAACAUGAUACGCCGACGACAAUCUCACGGGCCGAUUCACCGACUCCAACUGAACAUGCCAGCGCCGAAGAUGAUACGGCACUGAGGCACCACCCUACUCAUCACGUGGACUAUCUCUCUCACGAUUGGAAAGAGGAAGACAUUUGGUCGUCAUGGCGUUACAUUGUCUCUCGGCGCAAUGAUUUCACCAAUGCCCCGCGCUUGGAAAACGCCUCUUGGAGAACCUGGAUGAAAUCCAAGUAUGGGCUUAAGACAGUUUCUCCUGAAACGCUCAACUGGCUGAAAGAUUGUGACGUGACGUGGCUGUACGGCCCUCUACAGACGCGCCACAAGAUGUUGUUCUCCAACGACACGUACCAAGGCAGUACUACGCUGUCGAGAAACGAUUCUUUCGUCCAGAAAAAGCCUAUUCUGAAAAGGAGAAGCAUGUCAGAAGUGAUGCUCCAGAAGUCCAUCUCGACUUCGUCGCUUCUGAAGCAGGCCACGGCAGCCGUUCAGUCACAACAACAGAUUGGUGGUGCUGCACGGAUACCGAGACCCAUCCUGCAUCGUGCAACCACUGAUUUUAUAACCUUCCCGUUCUCGUCUCGGAGGAUGAGCCAGGGUGAUAGUGCUCUUACGCCGUCGAAUGAAACUUCCGGCCUAGUCUCGCCUUCAGUGGAAAAGAAGCACAUUCAUUUCGACGAGCAAGUUCAACAAUGUAUUGCGGUCGAUGCGAAGGGUGAGGAAGACGAAGAGGACGAAACAGAGUUCGACUACUGGAACCAAGAUGAUGAUAGUGAUUCCUCUGACGACGGGGUUUUCAUGAUGAAGAAGACCGGCACAAAGAAAGGGCCUACCAGGCCUCGGCCGAGACCCAGGACGGAUACUUCUGAGAGCAAGCUGAUAGAGGCCCUGCCUUCAACGACGCUGAAAUAUCGUGAGGACACAACAGAACCACGAGAGACUGCCAUGAAGCACAGCACGUCGAUCCGUAGUCCACCAUUCAUAUCGCCAUCCUCGUCUCAGGAAACCUUACGCCCUUCGAAGCAAUCCGGCCGGUUUUUCAUUGAGGACGACGAAAUUUCUGGCAUCGAGGAGACGAGCACAACACCCAUCUCGAGUCCUACCGACGCCUUCUUACAGUCUGGCUUAAAACGAACUACGUCAACAGGUACCUUGAAUGCUGCACCAGCCGGUAUGCGCCGCACUGAGUCCGGUAUGUUGAUGCCAUAUGAGGAGGGUGUAGAGGGUGAUGAUGCGGGAAAUUCGGGCAUCAUUGGACGCGUUGUUGAUACCGUGAACACCGCUCGUGACAUUGCUCAUGUCAUCUGGAAUGUUGGUUGGCGACGAUGA